AGGCGUGCACUGUGCAAGAAGAGGAGAGUGACCGCUACAUAUUCCUGUUUAUCAUUUGAGCAGAUGGAUUUUAGCUCUGGUGAAGAGUCGGAUAUUAGUGAUUCGGAGAUAUAUGAAUACAAGGAAAAACCAUACGCAUUGUUGAAGAGUGGAAAACUGAGAGUAAAAGGACCCAAUGACAGCUUCCGUUGUCCCUUCUGUGUUGGAAAGAAGAAACAAGACUACAAGUACAAAGACCUCCUCCAGCAUGCAAAUGGAGCAGGCAAAGGGUCCUCCAACAGAAGAGCUAAGAAAAAGGCCUGUCAUAUUGCACUAGCACAGUAUCUGGAAAAUGAUCUAGUAGAUGAAGCUGAGCAACCAGCUCAAGUGGAAGUACCUCCACAUUCUAGUGAAAAUGAAUUAUUGUGCAAUCCUUGGACGGGGAUUGUUGUUAAUAUAGUGAAAGGUUUUGACAUGGGAAGAGCCAUUUUUAGUGAAGAGUACAUGAUGGACAAGUUUAGCAAGUACAAGCCGAAAGAAAUUGUGUUGUUUUGUGAUGGGGAAAAACUUAAUGGAGAAGCUAUUGUCAAGUUUAAUAAUAAUUGGGUUGGGUUCACAAAUGCUAUGGAAUUCGAGAAGUCGUUCCAAACUGAUCACCGCAGCAAGAAGGAUUGGGCAUCAGAGGAAGCUCAUAAAGGGUCGCAAAUGUUUGGGUGGUUGGCACGUGCUGAUGAUUAUGAGUUGGCAGGAGUCAUUGGUGAUUAUCUUCGCAAGACUGCAGAGCUAAAAACAACUUCUGAUGUUCUUAGGGAAGGGGAAUGUGAUAAAAAAAACAGAAUUCAAAUUCUAACCUAUGAGCUUGAUAAGAGAACGGAAAAUUUGGAUCAUCUGCAAAUCGAGUAUAACGAGAAGAGCAUGUCCCUUGAUAGGUUGCUUGAAGACUAUUCCAAAUUGCACAAUGAAUUUUCCGAAGAAACAAGGAGGAUGCAGCAAAUAUCCCAAGAAAACAUUACAAAAGUUAUAGCUGAACAAGAGUUGCUGAACUUAGAGCUGGAAGCAAAGAGGAAACAACUCGAUUCAUGGAGCAGGGAACUUAACAGGCGUGAAAUACUGACUGAAAGUGACCGGGAAAAACUUGAUGAGGACAGGAACAAGAGUAAUGUGAGAAACAGUUCACUUCAACUAGCCUCGAUGGAGCAGAAAAGGGCAGGUGAAAAUAUCCUACGGCUGUUAGAGAAGCACCAGAGGGAAAUCGAGGCUGCCCAGACCGAAACACUGAGAUUAGAGAGGGAGCUAGAUGAAAAAAUAAGGUUGGAAAUGGAAAUUCAGGAAUUGAAAAGGAAGUUGCAAGUUAUGAAACAUCUAGAAAGUGAAGAUGAUGAUGCGCUUCAUAGUAGGAUGAAAGAGAUGCAAGACGAAUUAGAAGAUAAAGAGGAACAGAGAAAUCAUAUGGAAACUUUGAACCAGACUCUCCUUAGUAAAGAAAGGCAGAGUAAUGAUGAGCUGCAAGAUGCUCGUAAAAAAUUGAUUGAGGGCUUAAAAGAGAAUUUGUCUGGGACACGGACAAAUUUCAGAAUAAAAAAAAUGGGAGAACUUGAUGAGAGAGUCUUCAAGCAAGAAUGCAGAGAAAGGUUUCCACGAAUUCCACCUUAUGAAGCUGACGUUAAGGCUUUGGAACUGUGCUCUUUAUGGCAAGACAAAAUGACGGACCCCUCAUGGUAUCCAAUUAAAAUUGUCAAGGUUGAAGGAAAUGAAAAGGAAAUUGUUGAUCAAGAUGACGAAAUGCUUAGAAAUCUAAAAGAAGAAUGGGGAAAUGAAAUACACGGAGCAGUUUGUAAAGCCUUGUUGGAAAUGAAUGAAUACAAUCCAAGUGGUAGAUAUGUGGUACCUGAACUCUGGAAUACGAAGGAAGAUAGAAGAGCUACACUAAAGGAAGUCAUAAGCUACAUAAUUAAGAAUGUAAAGACACCUAAGCACAGAAGAGGAUGACUGUGAGGUAGUCAGGUGGAUCAAGCGCUUAGCUUCUGGUAUGCUGUUGUUUCAAUGAUAGAGUUGUCAUCAGAGGUGGUUACUACUGUUUUUUGAGGGGCAUUGUUCAAUGAAGUUUAUUACUUUCUGCAAACUCAUGAACUGAUGUGGAAUAUGCUAGCAUUAAGUUAGUAAUUGUGGUCUCUGCUGAAAUGUAACAGUUGGAACUUUGAUAAAACACAAUCUUCGUUUUGUGGUGUGUCUAAUCUAUAAACUUAAGUUAAAUUUC
Molecule: messenger RNA, 2236 nt
Organism: Daucus carota subsp. sativus
Lineage: Eukaryota; Viridiplantae; Streptophyta; Magnoliopsida; Apiales; Apiaceae
Product: factor of DNA methylation 1
Exons: 8
Coding region: 64-1968 (634 amino acids)
Biological process (GO): gene silencing by siRNA-directed DNA methylation
Source: RefSeq, a predicted model, not a curated record